Messenger RNA from Mercurialis annua (annual mercury), 949 nucleotides. Its product is annotated as adenine phosphoribosyltransferase 5-like. The record is from RefSeq and is a predicted model, not a curated record. Gene Ontology annotation, molecular function: adenine phosphoribosyltransferase activity. NCBI's taxonomy places the organism in Eukaryota, Viridiplantae, Streptophyta, Magnoliopsida, Malpighiales, Euphorbiaceae. The transcript is spliced from 7 exons. Gene Ontology annotation, cellular component: cytosol; cytoplasm. Gene Ontology annotation, biological process: adenine salvage. The coding region runs from base 169 to 756 and encodes 195 amino acids.
UGUUACCUUAAGAGGAAAUAAAAAUAAAAAUCAACCACCCUCUUUAAAAUUCCAUUCCUAUUCCACCAUUAAAUUAAAGGAUCCAAAAUUCACUUAAAAACAAAUUUCUUUUCUUCAAAAAAACUUUUUUAAAAAAUAAAACUGUAGCUUUGAGAAGCAGAAAAAAAAAUGUUUGCUGCAGAAAAUGGACUGAAGGGUGAUCGAAGGCUUCAGGGCAUAUCUGAAGCUAUUAGGGUUGUGCCUCACUUCCCCAAACCAGGUAUAAUGUUUCAAGAUAUAACAACGUUGUUGCUGGAUCACAAGGCUUUUAAGGAUACAAUUGACAUAUUUGUUGAUCGUUACAAAAAUAUGGGUAUUUCUGUUGUUGCAGGAGUUGAAGCUAGGGGAUUCAUGUUUGGGCCAGCAAUCGCCUUAGCCAUUGGAGCAAAGUUCGUUCCAUUAAGAAAGCCUAAAAAACUGCCAGGUGAAGUAAUCUCAGAACAGUACGACCUGGAAUACGGAACGGAUUGCCUCGAAAUGCAUGUCGGUGCUGUUCAUGCCGGAGAGCGAGCAUUGAUUAUUGAUGAUUUGAUAGCAACAGGAGGGACCCUUUCAGCAGCAAUAAAACUACUCGAGCGCAUGGAAGCUGAAGUCAUCGAAUGUGCAUGUGUUAUUGGAUUGCCUGAGCUCAAGGGGAAGCGCAGACUUAGUAAACCGCUUUACAUCCUUGUCGAGCCACGUGAAAUCGAUGAUUGUUAUCAAGAAGUGUGCGUGUGAAUAUGCUUGAGCUGACUUGCAGAAAAAUGAGAUGAUGCUUGAGCAAAAUAGGCCAUCAUAUAUGUUGAUAAAUGUUUCAAUCAUUUGUUGUCCUGUAAUUCAACGUCCCAGAUUUUGGAUGUCACUGCUCAUCAGUUGGAAAGGUUGUUUAUUUUUACCUUUGUCAUGGUAAAAAAAUCAUUCCAUUUCCGAA